Molecule: messenger RNA, 1448 nt
Organism: Trachymyrmex septentrionalis
Lineage: Eukaryota; Metazoa; Arthropoda; Insecta; Hymenoptera; Formicidae
Product: chymotrypsin-1-like
Exons: 7
Coding region: 211-1338 (375 amino acids)
Biological process (GO): proteolysis
Molecular function (GO): serine-type endopeptidase activity
Source: RefSeq, a predicted model, not a curated record
UGUUCAACUUAUAGUGCGUAAUUAUGUUUAAUAUGCAAUAUUUAAUUUCGUGUCUGCUUCAUCAAAGUGCAAAAUGCCUCAUCGUAUUUAUUUAUCCUAAGAAAUGCGACCAGCUGGUUGCCAAGGUCAAUUUAUAGAUAUGAAUCUACUAUAAAAAAGUGGAAAUUAUCCUCCACUUCCAGUUUUACUUUUCAUCUAGCUUAAAUUAUCAUGCUGCCAUCCAUCUUCUUGGUGAUUGGCGUUCUUGCGCAGCAGACGUUCGCUGAAGAACCCGAAGCGAUCGUCGGUGGCCAGACCGCCACACCAGGUGAAUUCCCGCAUCAAGUUUCCCUGAAAUAUAACGGCAAUCACGUUUGUGGUGGCUCCAUCAUCGCUCCGAAUAAGAUUCUGACUGCUGCACAUUGCGUAACAUUUACAGAACCACCCUACAGAAACUUUAAAGUUGCCACUGGGUCUAUCUCAGUCACUGCAGGAGAACUUCAUAAUGUGGAGAAAAUUAUCGUGCAUCCGCAAUACUCUGAUAGAUACGAAGAUGCUUGGAAAAAUGACAUCGCUGUGAUUAAGCUCGCAUCGCCGAUUCAAUAUAAUCAAUUCCAAAAACCGAUCCCCCUCGCCAAGUCUAAACCUUUUCUCGGACAGAUAUGUACUUUAUCAGGAUGGGGUAGGAUAUACACGAACGGACCGCUCUCGAGCAUACUUCAAAAGAUGGUUCAAAUUGUGAUCUCACAGAGCCAAUGUCAGAAACAGCACUCUGAUAUGCUCUUGACCGGCACUCACUUAUGCAUGCUCAAUCGUUUGGGAAUUGGCGCUUGCCAGGGUGACAGUGGUGGCCCGCUCAUCUGUGAUGGCGUACAGGUUGGUAUUGCCUCCUGGGUUGCUCCUUGCGCUAGGGGUUAUCCUGAUGUCUACACUGAUGUCUACUAUCAUCGCACCUUUAUUUACAACGUAUUUUAUUACACUGUCGUAGACAUUUUCAGUGAAGAAGCAGAAUGUGAGGUUCAAGGUGCUCCUGCAAAUCAUUCGGGGAAAGAAAUUGAAUUGAAUUUAAUUUACGGUAGAAAAUUGUGUUCCCCGAUACUUGGUUACAAUUAUCAACUUCCUAAUUUACCAACAAAUUGCAUACCACCUACAACCUUAGAUACAUCUCUGUUGCAUAUUCCUAUUUAUGCUCAUUUAAAGAUAUAUGAUCUGAAGCCUGUACGCCUACCAGAGCCACCAUCGAUAUUAUCAUCAUUGCAAUUGCAAUUUUCGGAAGGUACCAUACUUAGUAAAUCUCCGAGAGAAAUAUUGACAGCACGAUUAAGCGAGGAAGACGCUUUGUGCAGCGCUCAAAAAUAAAAAAUUAAUAUAAAAAUUAAUGAAGUAUAAAAAUUACGAAUGCUAAACAAAGAAUAGAAAUGUAAGCUUAAGUAUCAGUAUAAGCGAAAAAUAUAUUCCGAUAUAAAGAA